Molecule: messenger RNA, 530 nt
Organism: Ipomoea nil (Japanese morning glory)
Lineage: Eukaryota; Viridiplantae; Streptophyta; Magnoliopsida; Solanales; Convolvulaceae
Product: calcium-binding protein PBP1-like
Exons: 1
Coding region: 64-414 (116 amino acids)
Molecular function (GO): calcium ion binding
Source: RefSeq, a predicted model, not a curated record
UCCACCAUACAUAUACACAUUUGCAAUAUAAAUAUUACAGGAACUAACUUAAUUAGCAGAAAAAUGGCAGGGGGAAUGGGGCGUGAUGUGGUGUUCGAGGACUUCUUCCCGUCAAUGGUGGAGAAGCUGGGAGCGGAAGGGUUCUUACAGGAGCUGUGCAAUGGGUUUCAGCUGCUCCGGGAUGGGGAGAAAGGGGUGAUCACGUUUGAGAGCUUGAAGAAGAACAUGGCGCAGUUAGGGUUGGGAGGGAUUAGCGACGAGGAGCUGAGGUGCAUGAUGAAGGAAGGGGACAUGGAUGGGGAUGGGUGCUUGAGUGAGAUGGAGUUUUGUGUGCUCAUGUUUAGGUUGAGCCCAGAUUUGAUGAGCAAAUGCAGAAUGUGGAUGGACACCGUCAUUAAUAAUAAUCGAGCUUAAUUAUUUACUUAGUCAUCAUCAUUACAGUCCAUUAUAUUAAUUAAUGACUGUAUGUUAUCAUUUUGUAGUUUAAUUAAUUUGUCUCCUAUAUCUCUGCAUGCAUCUGUUACUUUGUU